Melospiza melodia melodia is the source of this 3211-nucleotide messenger RNA. RefSeq names its product cell division cycle associated 7 like (gene CDCA7L). Gene Ontology annotation, cellular component: nucleus. Bases 1225 to 2295 code for a protein of 356 amino acids. Gene Ontology annotation, biological process: regulation of DNA-templated transcription. Lineage: Eukaryota; Metazoa; Chordata; Aves; Passeriformes; Passerellidae. The record is from RefSeq and is a predicted model, not a curated record. The transcript has 8 exons.
UAAUUUGUAGAUGUUUAAGUGUAAAGAAACAGCAUAUGCAGUGGCUCCCCCCUCCCGUUCCCCUCUAAGUUUUUCCACUCAUCUAUUGUAUCUUUUUUUCACCAGAUAUUAUCUUAAAAUAAAGAAAUGUGUAAUUAAAGUCAGGGAGGGGAGGGAAUUGAAAGGAAGAAUAAAGAUAUUUAGCAAAUGCAUUGUAUUAAAGGUAAUUUUUGCUUCUUGUGUGGGAGGAAGAAGUAACAGAGGAAAAUUGGGGAAAUAAACUUAUAUGUUGCUGACUUUCAAGAGGCAGGUGUGAUGUGAACAUGGAUUAUAUUCCUACCAGGAACAAGUCUCUCAAGAGAUUAGCAGGAACAGGUUGAUUAAAUGGUUUUCUACUAGUUCUUGUUGGAAGUGUGGAAAUACACUUCUAUUUAGUAAAUGCCUUGUGUUUAAUUGGCAUGUAACGUACAUACCAUGAAGAGUGUUUUAAUGAGGUCUUUUUACUUCCUGGUCUAUAGGCUGAAACUGAGGAGCUGUCUACCCUAGAACACAUGGGAAUGAUAAAAAAACCAGUGAGUUGAGAAGGUGAAAGGUGGAGGGAUAUUGGUCAGGCUGUUCAAAGCUGUGUUGGUACCAGUCAGUUCAGUGAUGGUGUAACAGCACAAGGAGCAGACCCCAUCUCUCAUUUGUAUUUUCUUCUUUUCAAGGCCUGUUGAAGAAAAUACAUAAACCAGAAGAAAAUACAUAAAACAACAUGAUAAUUUACAUACAAGAAAACUGAUAGUUUAUUUUUAUUGGAUAGUAAUGAAGAAGGGAAGAAGUGAAAGAGAAAGUUUCCCCCACAAGAAGUAGCUCAGUUAAAGCCCUGUCCUCAAAAUGAAGAAGAAAAAUCUUGCAGUUAAAACAACUCAAUAUUGAAUCUGAAUGUUGUCUUCUUGUUGUUUGUUUCUUAGACAGGCUUUGCCUGCAAAGUGCUUUCACAGGAUGCUAUUUAGUUGGCACUGCUUUGACCCACCAAACCUGUUUAUUGUGGCAGUGUGUAUACUCUAUGUCUGACUGCCUUUCCCAGCUCCUGAGUGGUGUUUUUGCAGGAGCUCCAGUUUCAGUCCAGAUACCUCACCGAAGAGCUGCGGAGGAUUUUCACUGAGGACACUGACUCUGAAACAGAAGUGUUCGAGGGCUUUGCUUCAAACGAGGUGUAUGUGAGCAAGAAAGAAGUUCUGGUAAAGGCAGUCACACCUACAUAUGGUGGAGUCAGACUUGAGUGAUGAAGAACGCGAUAAUUUGUUGGGUAAUGAGAAAGAAGAGGAGGAAGAGAUGAAGCAGAAGGUUUCCCCCAAGAGAAGAAGCUUUGGCCUUCGUGUUGCUUUACAGUUUCCCACCAGGAAAUCAUCUGAGAAAAAAGUGCCUGAACAGGCUUUGUCUGAUUUACCUCUAAAGGACAGUGAAUCCCUCACGCCUCUUUCAAAAGAAAUAAGCCUCAAGCGGUCGGACAAAGUAGAGGGCUCUGCUUCAGAGUCUGAAGAAGACAUUAAAGAAACACAGGAGGAAAGUUCCAGUGCACUGCUUAAGAGAGCCAUAAAUAUUAAAGAAAAUAAAGCCAUGCUUGCCCAGCUGCUGGCAGAACUGAAUUCCAUACCGGACCUGUUCCCAGUGAAAAUGCCCUCCUCGACUCCUGCAAAACAGAAGAAAACCCCAAGGAGGACAUUCUCUGAAGGCCAGAUAACACGCCGAAUGAACCCAACCAGAACUGCUCGUCCACCAGAAAAGUUUGCCUUGGAAAAAUUUACUGUGUCAGCUGUCAAAUUUGCAGAACACAUCUGUAGUUACAGACAACAAAACCUCUUGAAGAGACUCAGUGUGCAGGGGGAUUGUGGAGUUCGCAAAAGGAGGAGAUCAUCCAAGUACUCAUCUCAUCGCCCAGUAGAAGACAUAACUGAGGAGGACUUGGACAACAUUGCAAUCACUGUUAGAGACAAAAUCUAUGACAAAGUUUUUGGUAGUACUUGCCACCAGUGUCGACAGAAGACAACUGAUACAAAGACAAUCUGUCGCAAGCAGGGCUGUGGAGGGGUCAGGGGGCAGUUCUGUGGGCCCUGUCUUCGAAAUCGAUAUGGUGAAGAUGUGAAAUCAGCUCUGCUUGAUCCAGCCUGGAUCUGUCCUCCUUGUCGCGGGGUGUGCAACUGCAGCUACUGCCGCCGGCGGGACGGGCGCUGUGCCACCGGCAUGCUCAUCCACCUGGCCAAGUUCUAUGGCUACAACAAUGUCAAGGAGUACCUGGAAAGUUUACAAAAACAACUGACGGAUGACAAUUGAGAGCAUUGAACUCAAGCUGUGCCUGGAACUGGUUAAUAUGUUAACAGUUUGACUUCAGAAGUUUAUUAUUAUGUUUUACAUAAAAUAGAAUUGUAGUAUAUAGCAUAUUAAUUUCUUUAUUGGAAACUUAUUGAUUGAUAUGGUCUUAUGCAAAAGAUCUCUCAGGAAAAUGUUUUGGUAGAGAAAUCUACAUGCACAGACCUAUAUGUUAAGUGAAAUGGCACUCUUGAACCUUGAGUGGUUAAUUUUUAAUAGAGCUACACAACCACAGGAUGGAGAGCUUGGUCAAAAUGAGCAAUAUUUUUAUUUUUAUAAUUGUGCAAGUUUGCAGAAAGGGUGUUUAACAACUACCUUCAAAGCACCCCAUCUUCAAAGAAACAAAACACCCUUGUCUACCAACUUGACCAUAAAGAUCUAUUAUUCCAGAUCUGCUUUCUGAACCUGUUUCACCACCUGUAGUUUAUAGACCUUGUCCUUGCAAAGAAGGAAAAGAUACUUUAAUCUGAAUGCCAUUAUGUUCCAGCCAAAGGUGAUGCAAUCAACAAAUGUGAGGAUGGUUUUUGAAAGUUUUAUUCCAAAGUGCAAUUAUUCACCAAAACAUGAAAGUAGAAGAAUGUUUAAAAAGAAUUUAAAAAUAUCCCAGUAAAAAAAUCCAACAAAACUUCUCACCAGCUGUUUUUGUGUAAGGUACAUGCUGCCUGAAGCAUCUACCACCUGUUGUAACUGGUCUAUAUCAGUGUUCAGGAAUAAAUUUUUUUUACUUACAGUUCAUGCUUAGAUAUUUUUUCAUUUGUACAACCAGACUUUCAAACAACUUCAUUUAAAUGCCAGAUAUUUGUAUUGCAUGUUAAAGUAUGUUAAAAUUUUGUAAUAUACACAUUUCUUUUUAUGUAGAGAGAAUAAAGACUGAUCUAAA